AUGAAUAAGAAUAAAACAAUUGAUCAUUUGGGCAUCCGAAUUGAAUUGAUUGGGAGAAUUGAAAUCCUUAAUGAUUAACAAUAAUCAUCAGAUUUUAUAUCAUUGAGAAGAGAAUUGGAUGCUUAAGGUAUAUUAACGGAGGAUAAAAGCUACAAAUUCUCAUUUAACAAAUUUGAGAAGCAAUACGAAAGUUAUUAUGGCAGAACGGUCAAAUUGAGUUAUUAUUUGCGUGCUACAUUGGAUAGAAAUUAUGGAUAAGUAAAAAAAGAAAUAGAAUUUGGAGUCUUAAUUAUAAAUAGAGAUGAAGUAAACCAACUUUAAUCUCCACUAAAGCUUGUUUUGGGAAUGGAUGAUUAUUUGUACUUAAUUUGUGUGUACCUUAAAUCGAGGUAUGACUUAAAAGAUGUUGUAAAAGGAAAGGUGAAGUUCUGUUUAGUUAAAAUAAAUAUAAAGUAAAUGGAAUUAGCUGUGAUUCGUUAAGAGUAGAUUGGUUAAGGUGCAACUCAAAAAACUCAUAAUGAAACUCUGGUGAAGUAUGAAAUGAUGGAUGGAUGCCCUCGAAAAGGAGAUGUUAUACCUAUACGUAUUUUUUUGAGUGGUAUUAAUAUGUCACCCAGUUUUUAAAAUGUGAGUGGCAAGUUUAGUGUGAAAUAUAUUUUGAAUUUGAUAUUAUUUGAUGAGAAUGAUAGAAAAUAUUUUAAGUAACAGGAGAUUACAGUUUAUAGAAAGAAAUGA
This is a messenger RNA of Paramecium tetraurelia, 735 nucleotides long. RefSeq lists its product as uncharacterized. The record is from RefSeq and is a predicted model, not a curated record. Gene Ontology annotation, biological process: intracellular protein transport; retrograde transport, endosome to Golgi. The transcript has 3 exons. NCBI's taxonomy places the organism in Eukaryota, Ciliophora, Oligohymenophorea, Peniculida, Parameciidae. Gene Ontology annotation, cellular component: endosome; retromer complex.